AUGGAGGCGGCCGCCGCCUCGUCGCCGUCGCCGGAGCAACCGCUGCUCCGGCCGUCGGUCGCCCGCGCCGGCUCGGGGUCCGGGAGCCCGUCGCCUCCGCGGCCCCCCGCGGCGAGGCCGAGCCGGCUCGCGGCGCUCAUCGGCCGCGCGGCGGGGCGGCGCGGCCCGUCGAUGCUGGUGCGGGAGACGGCGGCGAUGCAGCUGGAGAGGAGGCGCGCUGACUGGGCGCACUCCCGCCCCGUCGUCGCGCUCGACAUCGCGUGGAACAUCGCCUUCGCCGCCGCCGCCGCGGCCGUGCUCGUGGCCUCCACGGAGGAGAGCCCCGUCACGCCGCUCCGCCUGUGGCUGGUGGGGUACGCCCUCCAGUGCCUCGUGCACGUCGGCCUUGUUUGCUCCGACUCCCGCCGCCGCCCAGCCCACGCUCGUAGCUCUGAUGUCGAGUCCGCCGACGGUGACGCCGCGGGCGCUGACAGCUCUGACAGCGACGACGAGGAGGACGAGGGUAGGGAACAGAGGAGCAGCUUUGCGAAGCGUUGUGAGUCGGUGAACACGAUGGUGUCUUUCCUGUGGUGGAUAAUUGGGUUCUACUGGGUGGUGUCUGGUGGGGAUGUGCUCGAGCAUGAUGCUCCAAGGCUGUAUUGGCUAAGUGUUGUUUUUCUAGCGUUUGAUGUCUUCUUCGCUGUGUUUUGUGUUGCUAUGGCCUGUUUCAUUGGGAUCGCAUUGUGCUGCUGCUUGCCUUGCGUCAUUGCAAUUCUGUAUGUGCUGGCUGGCCAGGAGGGUGCAUCAGAUGCAGAUAUUGGCUUUCUUCCGAGAUAUAAAUAUUCUGAUCCCAGUGAGGAUGGACAAAAAGGAACUGACGAGGGAGUUAUGAUCCCUGUCCUGAAUAAUAAUGGAACAUCAACCAGUGAACGUAUUCUCCUUCGUGAGGAUGCUGAAUGCUGUAUCUGCCUCUCAUCAUAUGAGGAUGGAGCAGAGCUAUCUGCCCUCCCUUGCAACCAUCACUUCCAUUGGACAUGUAUUACCAAAUGGCUACGCAUGCAUGCAACCUGUCCACUUUGCAAGUACAACAUUCUUAAAGGCAGUGAAAGUGCAUGAUUUACUUACACUUACACAAUUUCCAUACCCGAAGGCUCUAUGAUUGGAGAUCCUACUUGACCACUUGUAGAGCAAGAAGCAAGCGAAAGCUUUGUGUUUCUGAUCUUUGUAAGCUGAUGAUAAGUGUUUUCCUUUUCUUCUAAGUGAAAAUUGGUCGUGUGCCUUCCUGGUUAGGAUCUGGUGACAGCCUGUACAUGAAUGAACUCACCGUACCUUUCUAAUAUCGAUUGUACAGAUCUUUUCGAGUUGUGCUGUUUUGUGUACAGAGGGGUUCUGAAAUUGAUAAAAAAUCCGGGUAACAUGGUGUAAUGAACUCUUAUCAGAUUUUACAAGAUUAUCUGGUUGAAGCUAGUGGAUUUUAAGAGUGAAGUGCA
Molecule: messenger RNA, 1469 nt
Organism: Oryza brachyantha (malo sina)
Lineage: Eukaryota; Viridiplantae; Streptophyta; Magnoliopsida; Poales; Poaceae
Product: E3 ubiquitin protein ligase RIE1-like
Exons: 5
Coding region: 1-1095 (364 amino acids)
Source: RefSeq, a predicted model, not a curated record